AUGGGACAUUUGAUCGACUCGAAUGGUAAAGCUUAUGUUGGACCUUCGCAACAAAUGGAUGUCGAGAUGGAACUCGCUUUCCUUGUCGGUCAAGGAAUCAAACGGUUUGAGCGAGUCUCGAUUGACGAAGCCGAAGAACACAUCUUUGGAGUUGUGCUUUUGAACGAUUGGUCAACGCGGGAUGUACAAGCCCCGGAAGACCACCCGUUUGCGGCUUUUAAUGCCAAAUCAUUCGCGUCCACAAUCAGUCCAUGGGUGGUUUCGAUCGAUGCUUUGGAACCGUAUCGGACGAAGGCUCAGCCCCAAGAGCCAUCCGACUUGCUCCCAUAUUUGACUGACCGAAGAGAACUCGGGACAUUUGACAUCUCAAUCAACAUGAGCUGGAAGCUGUCACCCGAAGGAGAAGUCUUUGAUGUGUCUACCAGCAAUCUGACCAAUGCUUACUGGAGCUUCGCGCAGAUGUUGACUCAUCAUGCUUUUGGAGGCUGCGAAAUGAGGACGGGAGAUCUGAUUGGGACGGGCACCAUCACUGGACAGGAUGCAGGUUCGAUAUGCUCUCUCGUCGAGCAAACUCGAAACGGAACCCAGUCAAUCAAAACGCCGGCGGGGAACAGCAGAUAUUAUGUUCAAGAUGGAGACGAGGUGACCUUUACAGGAUGGGCGGGAAGAAAGGAGAAUCCGCAAGUUGUGGGGGGUCGAAUAGGGUUUGGAAGCUGUGAUGGAAUUAUUUUACCAGCGAAGCCUUUGUAG
Messenger RNA from Capronia coronata CBS 617.96, 750 nucleotides. RefSeq lists its product as uncharacterized. Lineage: Eukaryota; Fungi; Ascomycota; Eurotiomycetes; Chaetothyriales; Herpotrichiellaceae. The transcript is spliced from 3 exons. The record is from RefSeq and is a predicted model, not a curated record. Gene Ontology annotation, biological process: homogentisate catabolic process; L-phenylalanine catabolic process; L-tyrosine catabolic process. Bases 1 to 750 code for a protein of 249 amino acids. Gene Ontology annotation, molecular function: fumarylacetoacetase activity.